Molecule: messenger RNA, 724 nt
Organism: Racocetra fulgida
Lineage: Eukaryota; Fungi; Glomeromycota; Glomeromycetes; Diversisporales; Gigasporaceae
Source: the annotation of a GenBank genome assembly
UCCAUAUCAUAACGGAGGUCAUAAAGUGAUAUCCACAUAUUUGAAAAGUUUAGAUGUUGAAGAACGAAGAGACUUGAAACUAAAAGGUAUAAAAUUACCUCCUGUUUCACAGGCUCCAUUAUUUAACUAUUCUUCGUUAAUUCGACAUCUUGAUUACGGAGAAAUGUUAUAUGCUGUUGAAGUUUGGUGCAGCAAUUUACCUAAAAAAAGACCUGAUUCUGUUGUAUCUAUAAUGAGAGUUUUGUUGAGACUUUUUUUAAAUAAUGCUGGUCCUCUUUCUUCAUUAAAGCUUGCUACACUUGGUGAAGAUUAUAACGAUGAAAAAUGUAUGAUAUUGACCGAACCUGAAAUUAAAAAUUUGAUUACCUCUGUGCGAACCCUUUCUCUAGACGGUUUUGACUAUAACCAACAAGGUUUAUUAACUAGACUUCCAGAUUUAUGUCAGAAUGUGGAUUGUGGUCCAUGGGAAGGUUUAGCAUCAUGCAUGAAAUUAAAAAAUUUGGAGUUUUGGUUUUGUAAAGGAAUCACUCAUAAAAUGAUCAAGCCACUUUUAGGAAAAAUAUUUUCGGAAUUGGAAGAAGUCAAAUUAUUACAAUAUGGAAUUGGAUGUGAAGAGUUUAAUUAUUGGGCGAAUAAGAUUAAUGGAAUUAGUAGCACUAGUAAUUCUAACAUUUGUACUGUGGUGGAUGAAUUUGAGUUUGAAAACAAUUAUUUGUUAAUUUAG